AUAGGUCAUAGUUGUUUAUACGCGAAGUCAUGAUAAACGAUAAAGUACAGAGAUCCUAAAUUAUCGUGAUUAAAAGAAAUUAAAAUAGAGUUUUGGUAGCGAUCGUACGAUUUCGCAUAGGGAAUAAGGACAGACAACUGCUUGUAGUAUUUUUCAAGUUCUAAAAUGGAAGAACAUAAUUUCCUAACAUCUUUCCUAAUUGUUUCCAUGGUGACAUGCGCAAUGGCUGACUAUGACUGUAUAUGCAAUUACGCCGUUGAGAACGCAAUUUAUCCAAACUCUAACGGCAACAGUCAACCGAUCGGAUACAUGUACGAGUUUGAUUGCAAGCCUGAAUUUGAGGACAAGGGUGGCGAUUUUUUCGGUAUUCAAUAUGAAAAGCAAGUAGGUUACAUAGCCAAGUCACAGCAAGUUCAAAGACAAAUCUGCCCUGGAGAACCACCAGAUGGAGAUCGCAUUCCAACAACAACGACAAUGAAGUAUGUUGUCUCUACUGAGGCAUUGACAACAUCUACAAAAACAACAUCUCGAUCUACAACACAACAAACAACCACUCCGCCAACCAGUACAAGCACUGCAUUCGUUACUACUACACAAGUUCCAAGCACAGAAAGAUCAACAACAAAUACACCAACAGUGCAUACGUCUACGACACCUUCAACAACAACAAGACCUACUACUGUUACUACAACAACAUCGACUCCUUCAACCACAACAAAAAUGACCACGCGUGCAACAACGCCAACCACACAAGUACCAACUACCACCCCUACAACUCGUCCUACGACCCCAACUACAACACCCACUACGACAGAGAGGCCUACUACAACACCGGCACCAGUCACGUGGCCGAUAGGAACAUAUGGUCUUAUGCAAACAAGACAGGGAUGUCCAGGGGGCAACACACGAUGGGUUACAGGUUAUAGAAAACAGGAUACAGAGGAUAGUGAUUCACAUAACUAUUUCUCUGCUAACAUUCAGAACUACCUUGGAGGUGAAUUUGCAAGCAACAACUUAGCGACAGCUUUCUGUAUAAAGGAUACAGCGACUACUAGCCGAUAUGAUAAACCUUGGCCUAGGGGAACAUAUUGCAUACUCAAACAUAAGUAUUGUCCAGCAGGUUUUAGAAGCGGGUUUAUAUUUUGGGACGAUGAAGAUUCCGGAAACGGUAACAGUCAUGGUGGUGCACUUCCAGAUGGGACAUACGAUGGUAAUACCAAAAUAUAUUAUUGUUGCAGAGGCGAUGGACGUACAAGUUCAGAAAUAAUUCUACCAACAGAAAGACCUUUUAUCUUAUUACGAUACGGUACCGUAUGUCAGUCUGUGCAUGGUAUGAGUGUACAUGACGUGUAUGUUCGAUGGGACGACGAAGAUACGUUAAAUUCAUCAGGCAGAGGCGGCGUUCACCCGUACGAUGAUGGUGGUAGCAAAGACCAUAUUCUACACUUUUGUUAUUACCAGUCUUUAGGAGGACCUUCUUUUGUUGGUUAACGUUGUUACCGUUUUACAACGCACCAGUUAAAGACACGUCUGUGAUAUAAAUUUUAGUAUAUCUACGAUGACUGUACUUGACUUUCACAUUUACUAUAAAAUGGAAUGAAGCUUAUCUUUAAAUAUAAUAAAUUAAAGAAAAACAGCUUCAUUUCAUAAAUAAUAUCUCACCGAGACUUACAUAUUGCAAAAUUAAUUGCACAACUUUUCAUUUCCUUGCGAUAAUAUCAGUCAAAUACAGAGGUAUCGCUGCAAUACAUUUUUAGAUGUCUUUGUCCGUUUUUUCUCGGCUUUUAUAAGCUGUUACUUGCUUUACAGUUUGAUAAUAAAAUGUAACACACAGA
This is a messenger RNA of Mercenaria mercenaria, 1835 nucleotides long. RefSeq names its product mucin-5AC-like. Lineage: Eukaryota; Metazoa; Mollusca; Bivalvia; Venerida; Veneridae. Bases 166 to 1491 code for a protein of 441 amino acids. The transcript has 8 exons. Gene Ontology annotation, cellular component: membrane. The record is from RefSeq and is a predicted model, not a curated record. Gene Ontology annotation, molecular function: wide pore channel activity.